AGCAUCUCCAGGAGGCCUCCUCUGGAUGUCCCAUCGAGGCUGCCCUUCUGCUACAACGCGGAAUUGGUGAUCCCCGAGCACGUGGACAUGGCUUUGCUCAGCAAUAUCCUAGCAGCCUAUUCCUUUGUCUCAGAAAAUCCCGAGCGAGCAGCUUUGUACUUUGUCUCUGGCGUGUGCAUCGGGCUGGUCCUCACCCUGGCUGCCUUGGUGAUGAGGAUCUCUUGCCACACAGACUGCCGGCAGCCUCCCCAGAAGAAGUUCCUGCAGGACCGAGAAAGCAGCAGCAACAGCAGCGACAGUGAGGAUGGCAGCUCGGACGCCGCCUCCGACAUCUCGAUCCGGAGACAUCGCCGCUUCGAGAGGACUUUGAACAAGAACGUCUUCACCUCAGCGGAAGAGCUGGAGCGCGCCCAGAGGCUGGAGGAGCGGGAACGCAUCAUCAGGGAAAUUUGGAUGAAUGGCCAGCCGGAAGUUCCCGGCACCAGAAGCCUGAACCGUUACUACUAGGGGCUGGGUCAGGACCCCCGCACCGCUGUUAGCCUCCUGGGAGACAAAGGGUCCCCCCAGGGAGGGUGGCCACAAAAAGCCCAACGCGGUUCUGCUAUUGCUAAGGGCCGCAGAGAGGAGCGGGACACCCCCAUUUUCUAGCCAGAAGGAUUGAUUUCACCCUUUUAGACUCAAUUUAUGGAGACGUAGAAAAACCAAGUUGUUUCAUCAACCUUUCCAGGUGCUGAAAACCCGCUCCGCUCCAACACUGUGGAUGGAGAUGCGAGAAAUGGAAUUGUGGUUUCUCUUGAUUUCUGAGGCUCUCGGGCGUUUUUUCAGACUUCACUGCGAUGUGUUAUUUCUUUGCAAAAGGAAACAUUAUUAUAGCCUGAGGGCUAGGAAGAGCAGGGUUAACCUAACACAGUAAAUGCAAUGUUCUAGAUGACUCCAUGCUAUGGAGGUGAUUUUUGAUCCAGAUAGCAUGAUCCGUGCUUAUUAUUUAAGGCUGAUUUUUAAAAAUCUUGUGUUGCAGUGGCAACCUCGUCCAUUUUAACUGGCACCUCAGGGAUUCAAAUCCUAUUUUUUAUUACAGUUCCCACUUCACUCAUGAAAAUGAACAUUGUAUUAUAGGAGAUGUGUCAGUGAACUCGGAAAAUGGCAAUAACCUCAAAGGAUGAAGAGUUUUAUUUUAAAUAUAAAGAACAUAUUAACAUGCACAUUCAAAAAUGCUGCACAAGAAUAAAAGCUGUGUUCCCCCCCCAUUGUUAUGACUAGAUAAUCAUGAUUUUAAACAUUUUGUUAAAAAAAAUGAAUUUGGAUUUCUAAGAAAAAAAUGGGAAUGGGAGGUGAGCAAUAAAGCCCAAAUUUUAGAUUGGGAUAAAAAAUAAAUAUUACCUAAGAUCUC
Molecule: messenger RNA, 1390 nt
Organism: Sus scrofa (pig)
Lineage: Eukaryota; Metazoa; Chordata; Mammalia; Artiodactyla; Suidae
Gene: EVA1A
Product: eva-1 homolog A, regulator of programmed cell death
Source: RefSeq, a predicted model, not a curated record